Molecule: messenger RNA, 687 nt
Organism: Cutaneotrichosporon cavernicola
Lineage: Eukaryota; Fungi; Basidiomycota; Tremellomycetes; Trichosporonales; Trichosporonaceae
Exons: 2
Coding region: 1-687 (228 amino acids)
Cellular component (GO): nucleus
Source: RefSeq, a predicted model, not a curated record
AUGCGCGUCCACCUCCGGCUUCCCUCCCCGCUGGGCGUCACGGCUCUCCAUGUCCCAGCCACCGCGAUGGCCGGCACCCUCCUCCCGGACUGGGAUGCGUUCCUGCGCACCCGCGCACGCAUCGUUGACGCGAACACGCCGCUAUCCGAGUUGAGCGUCAAUGGUCUCGUCGAGAUCGAGGUUGUUCCCCGUCUCCGUGGAGGCAAGGGCGGUUUCGGCGCCAACCUCCGUUCGCAGGGUGGGCGGAUGAGCGCAAGCAAAAGCACCAACUUUGAUAGCUGCAAGGACCUGAACGGGCGGCGGCUCGGUACCGUUAAGGAGGCCCAGAAACAAGCCGACCUGAUCGAGAACUGGGACGAGAUGCAGACCAAGGCCAAGGCCGAGGAGCGCUCCAAGCUAGAGGCGCUGGAGCGCAAGCUCGGUGUUAGCUCUAACGCCGAUGUGGGCGAGGUCGACGUUGAGGAGCUGGCGCGCAAGAAGCACAAGUUUGACGACAGCAAGUUCCUCGAGGAAAGCCGUGAGAUCAAGGACAACGUCCGGUCAGCCGUGGGUGCAGCGCUGCUGAAGAAGAGGAAGAAGACGAAGGCGCCUGGCCCAGACGGCAAAGCAUUGGGUGUCAAGGAAGCUGCCAAAGUGGCGCAGAAGAAGGUCGGGGUCAAGACUGCCAGCGCCAAGCUCGCAGCGUAG